Molecule: messenger RNA, 519 nt
Organism: Caenorhabditis bovis
Lineage: Eukaryota; Metazoa; Nematoda; Chromadorea; Rhabditida; Rhabditidae
Source: the annotation of a GenBank genome assembly
AUGACUACGGAACAGAAAUUUGAAGAAUUUGUGAGACGGGUUCUCAAUGCUUGGAGUGGAUACCAAUUAGCAUUAGAUAAUUCGUGUGGGGGAGAAGAAACCAAAGAAAAAGCAGAGUGGAUUGUCAAUGUAAUUGUCGAGCACGUUGUUACCAGUCGCGGCCUAAAAUCAGAAGACUUUGAAGAUUGGCUCACAAACAUUCUUUAUCACGACUUCGACUUGAUUCUUGAAGAUGACAGCGUCUAUUCUACAUGUUUUCUUCUCCUCGAGGCUUUUACGUACAUCAAAAAUGACAAUCAAGCUGGAAUAAAUCAAUUACUAAGUGGUUUGCCAAACGAUGAAGAGCUUGCAAAGAUUAAAAAGCAAAGUGUUCGUGGCCAAGAAGACGACGAGAUGGACAUCGAUGAUGUUCCACAAGAAGAUAUGGAGGAAGCUGGACCAUCGGAUGAACAUGAGCGAAAACCUAGAAUUGUUAAAGAAGUUGACGAGGACGGUUGGACGACAAUUGUUAGACGAUAG